Molecule: messenger RNA, 2602 nt
Organism: Lates calcarifer (barramundi perch)
Lineage: Eukaryota; Metazoa; Chordata; Actinopteri; Centropomidae
Gene: bfsp2
Product: beaded filament structural protein 2, phakinin
Exons: 7
Coding region: 7-1326 (439 amino acids)
Biological process (GO): intermediate filament organization
Cellular component (GO): intermediate filament
Molecular function (GO): structural molecule activity
Source: RefSeq, a predicted model, not a curated record
AGCGUCAUGCCUCUGCCCCGACGCCGCUCAUCCUUCCUGGGACAGCCGUCCUCUGACCGCCCGGCUGCUGCCUCCUGUGGGAGGAUCAGCUCGGCUGGGGCCACCGCCCCCCGCGGCGUCUUCGUCGGCUCUGCCCCCCUGGCGGGCGGGGCAUCCGGCCUGGGGACGCGGGUGUCCAGACGAGCUCUGGGCAUCAGCAGCGUGUUCCUGCAGGGAAUGAGGAGCAGCGCCGCCCCGGUCCUCCCCCGGACCGGAGAGCGAGCGGCCGGUCCCGGAGCGGCGGCCGGACUGAACAGCUGCCUGAUGGAAUACAGAGACAAAGUGAGAGCGCUGGAACAACUGAACCAACAACUGGAGGAACAGAUCAGACUCUGUCUGGACAGGAAGGCCUCCAGCGCCGGGGCCUGGGGUCCACUGAGGAGGGAGUGGGAGGAGGUCUACAGACAGGUCAGUGAAGCCAUCCUGGACAACGCUCGCCUGAUGCUGCAGACAGAGAACGUCCAGGCCAAUGCCGAGGACUUCAAGGACAGGUACGAGAACGAGCAGCCGUUCAGGAGGGCCGUGGAGGAGGAGAUCAGCUCUCUGUACAAAGUGAUCGACGACGCCAACCUGAUGAAGGCGGAGCUAGAGGAGCAGAUGGAGAACAUGAGAGCGGAGCUACGAAACCUGGAGCACAACCACGAGCAGGACGUUCGGGUCCUCUACAGUCAGAUGGCGGGACGCGAGGUGGACGAACCUGAUGCUCCCAUAGAGACCAGUCUGGACCAAAUCCUGGCCUACAUCAGGACCCACUGGGAGAAGGUGACGGAGAGGAACCGAGCCGAGACCGACAGCUACCAGCUGGAAUGUAAGGAGGCGCAGUGCAUGAGCAGCAGGCUGAGUCCUGAGGAGGAGCAGGUGGAGACGCUGAAGGCCGAGUGCAAUGACACUGGCUGCAAGAUCCAGAGUCUGCAUGCCGAGACAGAGUCCAUCAGAGCGCUGAAGCGUGGUCUGGAGAACUCUCUGAGUGACGCCCGUCACUGGCACGACAUGGAGCUUCAGAACCUGGGCUCUGUGGUGGCGAAGCUGGAGGCGGAGCUCGCCGACGUCCGCGGAGAGAUCGAGCAGCAGCGCCGCGACUACGACACGUUGCUAAGCAACAAACAGCGACUGGAGCAGGAGAUCGGACUGUACCAUGGCAUCCUGGACGGGGAGGAGAGCCGCUUCCAGCCCACCGAGACGCUGUGUUCGGGUGUGCACUCAGAGCCUGAGGGAGCUGCCACUGCCCCCGCUGCUCUAGACUCCAGGACUGACACUCCAGGAACUCCAGGAUCUCCAGCACAGUGAUCCCUGUGGAGGCUGAGAGGACUCAGGUCCAGCAGGUCUCUGUGGUUUUGGACUCUGCAAGAGGAUUUCUACCUGGUGAGGUGUGCAGGUGUGAACGAUGCAGAGAACCUGAGGCAGCAAGGCGUUUACUGCCCAUCAAACACACCACUGUGACUGUAAUGUGCAGGAGAGACCACCAGAGGUCCUCGUAAACCUGCUCCCCAGAACACCUGAGUACCCUACCUGGACUGGGCUCAGAUUCAGACUGCAGGGUGCUCUGGGGUUCUGGAUUAGUCUGGGUUCUGUUUGGUCGAGAUUCACUAAGAUUCUGUCAAAAUCCGGAAUAAAGACUCUGGGACCAGAGUCCAGACUGAUUAAAACCAGACACCACCAGAGGUCCUCAUAAACCUGUUCCCAGGACUGGUCCUGGCGACCUGGACGAGGCUCAGAUCCAGACUGUCAGGUGUUCUCAGGUUCUGAUUGGACCCAACAAAUCAACUGUUUCAGUGUUUUUAACCUGGAAGAGACGUCAGACAUCAAACUGCGACUUUAUGAUGUCAUCGCUGAUUUAAAGAGACAGUGACGUUUUUAUUUUCAGCUCCACGGAUCCUCCGACGGUUCAGAGUUUUAGUUUGGUCAAAGCUUCUGUUUGGUUUGAAUUCACGCUCACGCUGAGUCAGUGCCAAGUCUCCUGAGACUCGACGCAGAGCAGUUUGUUUCUUCUCCAGGUUAAAAACACCUGAGUUAACAACAAACACAUCGACCUUAAUAUCAAACACUAACGCCUACGUUUCCCAUAAUUCAGCUGGAUGCGCCUCUCAUGGUGCUGCGUUCAGGUCCUGUGUGAUGAACAUUGACGAUAAACAACAUGUCCGUUAAAUGUGGUCGAUGACAUCACAGCAUCCAGGUGCUCAGGUGUAACGAUGACGACUUGGAGGUCGAGGUGAACAUGUCGUUUACGAGUCAGAAACUGACCUGAAUGCAGCAUCAGGGACAUGUUCACUGGAUUUACCUGAGACACCAACACAUCGACACACCUGGGAGACAUGAGGUGGUCACAUGACCAGUUCAGGACUUGGUUGGUGGAGUUGACAAGGAUCACCUGAAUGCACCGUCACCGACUCACAAAGGAUUGUGGGACACUGAGUCCUCUUCAAGUUUCAAACAAGCAACAUGGAGGUGAAAAAUCCAACACACCCUGAGGAGCCGGGCUCAGGUGUGAUCCAUCACAGCAGGUGUCAAUGAGUCGGUGUUAUUUAGAUUUUCUGAUGAAUAAAGUGAAUUAUUGUGACAUUUU